Messenger RNA from Laccaria bicolor S238N-H82, 324 nucleotides. RefSeq lists its product as uncharacterized. The record is from RefSeq and is a predicted model, not a curated record. Bases 1 to 324 code for a protein of 107 amino acids. The transcript has 3 exons. NCBI's taxonomy places the organism in Eukaryota, Fungi, Basidiomycota, Agaricomycetes, Agaricales, Hydnangiaceae.
AUGCCUUUCUUCCAAGGAACAACAUAUAUCAUUAUCAGUGGUGGAAUCUUCAACAACAUCCCUGGGAACCUCAUGGUCACCAACACCAGCGAGUAUGUCUUGAACUUCAACUCCCAUAACACAAAUGGUGUUGAAGUUGAGAGUUUUAUGUGGCACCCAGCUUCAUGGGAGGAUACUCUGCCAGCUUAUGACAACCCAAAUAACUUUCCCACUGGCACACAGACUCUGGUUGCCACUGCUGCUAGUGCUCCUACCUCCACCCCCACACAACAGCCUGCAAAAGUAAUGUUUGACGAAACCGCUCUCACAGGGGAGAAACAGUGA